Molecule: messenger RNA, 2724 nt
Organism: Cryptosporidium muris RN66
Lineage: Eukaryota; Apicomplexa; Conoidasida; Eucoccidiorida; Cryptosporidiidae
Exons: 1
Coding region: 1-2724 (907 amino acids)
Cellular component (GO): membrane
Molecular function (GO): glycosyltransferase activity
Source: RefSeq, a predicted model, not a curated record
AUGCGAAAAGGUAACUAUGGUUUACUUUUUAUAUCUCUUCUAGUUUGUAUCGCAAUAUCAUAUUUGGUUAUAACAAAUUUUUAUAAUAAAAGGAAUAUUAACUAUAUGAUUAGGAAUAUUACUGAUUCAGCUGUUGAAAGUAUUGAACUUAUUGAAAUACCCGAUAAUAUUGAUAAUUCUACAACUGAAAGUGAUUUGAUAUUAAAUGAGGAUGUUGACUCUUUUAAAAAGCAACCAAUUCAAGUAAAUAGUGCAAAUAAUUAUUUAGAGGGAUUUCCAGAUAACAAUUUGUCAAUAUGUGACAUUGGAUUCGCAAUAUUAUCAGCUCCACAAUACUAUCAAAGUAGAAUAGUUGAUUUACAGAAUAGUUGGUUAAAACAUUUAUGCAAAUAUACAACUAGUAAUUUAGAUAACAACCAAGAUUACUCAGCAAAUUAUGUUUUAGUUGCAUCUGAAGAACAUCCUAACCUACCUACAAUGAUACCAGAAUGUAAUGAGAGCUAUGACAAUUUAUGUUGCAAAACUUUGGCCUCAUAUAAAUGGAUGCUUAAAGUUUGGCCUGAUAAAAAGUGGUAUAUGAAAUUAGAUGAUGAUACAUUUGUUAUUUUGCAAAAUUUAUUGGAUGAACUUAAAAUUUUUAACCAUUUAGAGAGCCAUUUAGUUGGUGGACAGAUUUAUCUAACACUUGAAGAUGCAAAUACAACAAGUACAUUAAGUUCAAGAUCCAAUAAUCUACCUUGGGCACAGCAUGAAGAUGUAAUUAAAGGAAUUCGAGGUGGAGCAGGUUAUCUUAUGAGUAAUUCUCUUGCAAAGUUAUUUGUAAAGAAUGGGAAAAGGUAUUUAGAUAUUUGCAAUAAUGGAGGAACAAGAUUUAAAAUGUUUGAGGAUGCUUCAACAGCCUUGCUAGUUACAGAACUUGCUGGACAAAAGGCAAUUAAACAUAUACCAGGGUUUCAUUUUCAUAAUCCACAAAUAUCAUAUCGUCUUGGUUAUAGUCGACGUAAUUUUAAGCCUGUUACAUUUCAUUUAAUGCAUCAUACUGAAGAAAUGCCAUUUUUGGACUAUUUACUUAAUGCUCCUGUCUUACCAUCAACAUAUUCUUGUAAUCAUCCCUCAAUAAACUUUUGUUUUUCACCUCACGACUUGCGUAUAUCAUCAAAAUAUUGGAAUCCUGUUUAUUUUGGACCACUAGAUACACCUAACUCUAAAAUACUUGGUAGUAAUGCUGUUAUUAGGCAAUUAUCUAUUGAUGAAGAUGAUAAUUUGAAUCUGGUGCAAGAUAAUAAAGUUACAUCUUUAGAAGAAGGAAUAAAUGAAGUGAUCGAUACAAAUCCUAUAGAUGAGACUGCAGAAGUAAAUAAUAUAACGCAGGCUUUUGUAGAUGAAACUCAAAUUGAUUCAAAUAAGAAUAUUGAUUUAUUAUCUGAUAAAAUAACCCAAAUAAAACCAAAAUCAAUUAGUACAAUUGAAUUGUUAUAUCCAGAAUAUAACCAAAAUAAAAUGAAUGAAGUCUCAGUAAGUUCUAUAUUUAAUAUAACAAAAAGUAUUCAAAUUCAAAAUAAUGAUGUAGAAGAUAUAUCAAGAUUUUAUUCUUCUCCUGAAGUUGAAACUAUCGAUACUGAUCAUCCAUGUGCAGAUAUUAUUGAAAAAUACUCAAAUAGAAUCAAGGAAUAUUAUGAAAAAGUAUUCAAUGGGAUUAAUGAAAUUGUAUUUGUAGGAUUUCCUGAUCAUCCUAAUCGUGGAGAUUCAGCUAUAUUUGUUGGUGGAUUAUUAUUAAUAGAAUCGUUAAAAUUACGUAUUAUAAAAGCAAUUCAUUUACUUAGAGAAUAUGAUAAAGUAGAAAUUUUGAGUAAAUUUACAGUUCCAGAAUCACAAAGAGCUAUCGUAUUUCAUGGUGGUGGUAAUUUUGGAGAUUUGUAUACCCAUCAUCAUAAAUUAAGGCAUGUAGUCAUGAGUGAUUUUCAUGAUUAUACGAUUGUAAUGUUCCCACAAACAGUAUUUUUCAGGAAUAUAACAAAUCAAAUGGCAACACAUGAUAUUUUUGUUCAGCAUCAAGGUAAAGUAUUUUUAGCUGCCAGAGAUACAAACUCAAUGGAUACACUACAAAAAAUGUUUAAUAAUGAAAAUAAUAAUAUAGAAAUAACUAUUCUACCUGAUUUAGCAUUUCUUAUUGGUGAUCAAAGAAAAAGAAGAGGUAUUCCUUUGUUAGAUUUAUUGAUUCAUUCUAGGAUGGAUAAUGAAGCUCCUCUACUUUAUAUUAAGAAAGAAAAAUUCAGAAUGAGCAAAAUUAAUAUGAAUGCAAUUAAAAAUAUGAUUAAAGAUAUUAAAGAUUCAAUGAUGAAUUACAGAUAUAAUAUAAACUAUCAAGAAGGAAAAGUAAGGUACAAUAUUAAUGAAAAGUGGUUUGAUUUUAUAACAAUACUAGUUGAUGAUUGGUUGUAUAGUGACGCUCAAUUUAAAGAUGUUGAAAGUGCAGAUUUUAUCGAAAAAUCUAUUUCAAGAACAUUAGAUGGUAUGGCAUUUUUAUCAAGAGCUCAAAUGGUCAUUACUAAUAGAUUACAUGGUCAUAUUUUGAUGAUAUUGCUUGGUAUACCACAUAUUAUUAUGGGUGAUUCUUUUGGAAAGUUGGCUCACUUUAGAGAUACAUGGACAUCUAACUGUCCUCUGUCUACUUGGCAUGAUGAUUUUUCUGAUGCAUUAUAUAAGGCUAUACUUGAAUUAUAA